Ixodes scapularis (black-legged tick) is the source of this 1722-nucleotide messenger RNA. RefSeq lists its product as uncharacterized. The transcript has a single exon. Bases 1 to 1479 code for a protein of 492 amino acids. NCBI's taxonomy places the organism in Eukaryota, Metazoa, Arthropoda, Arachnida, Ixodida, Ixodidae. The record is from RefSeq and is a predicted model, not a curated record.
AUGACAGUCGUUAACAGCUUCGUGUUCAUUGCACAGGUACUGCUGCUUCUGCCGCCGCACUGGGCCGGUGACGCCGUCAAAAGCUGUCCGGCGGCGAUUCAUCGAGCUGAGCGCAUCAUCACGGCUGAUAACAAGGAAACAGCGACUCAUACAGACCGAAAUUUUCUUCGGUGGACCUUCAACGAAAACCUGGAAUUCUCAAGAUUCACAUCGCCAUCGACAUCGGCUGCCUCAGCGCCAGCGCUGCCAAGUAUAAAAGACCACCCCCGAUCUGCACUCCACUGUGGGCACGGUGGCAUCGCCAAGAUGACAGUCGUUAACAGCUUCGUGUUCAUUGCACAGGUACUGCUGCUUCUGCCGCCGCACUGGGCCGGUGACGCCGUCAAAAGCUGUCCGGCGGCGAUUCAUCGAGCUGAGCGCAUCAUCACGGCUGAUAACAAGGAAACAGCGACUCAUACAGACCGAAAUUUUCUUCGGUGGACCUUCAACGAAAACCUGGAAUUCUCAAGAUUCACAUCGCCAUCGACAUCGGCUGCCUCAGCGCCAGCGCUGCCAAGUAUAAAAGACCACCCCCGAUCUGCACUCCACUGUGGGCACGGUGGCAUCGCCAAGAUGACAGUCGUUAACAGCUUCGUGUUCAUUGCACAGGUAGGAAAACGCUAUCCUUUCUGUUACCGUAGCAACAACCUUUGUCUUUUUUUGCUGCCGUGCCCACGGACCUGUUUUGCCUUGUUGCGUGAAAUGCGUGCACGAUUUGCUGAUUUGCUCAUGCUGUGCGGAGAUAUAGAGACCAAUCCCGGUCCUGACAGGGCAGCGACAAUGGAAAUGUUAACUAAUAUCUCGGUCGACAUUAAGGAAAUUAAACUGAGCCAGGCUGCGACAACAUCGAGACUAGAGAAAAUAGAAUCGCGCCUCGAAGGCCUUGAAGAACUCAGGUCCGUUGUGAACAAAAACUGCGACAAGACCAACCGCCUCGAAGCCACCAUCACAUCACUCUCGAACAAAAUUGAUGAUUUAGAGAACCGUAGCAGAAGAAACAAUCUAAUUAUUUUUGGUCUUUCUGAACUACCUAACGAAGAGAGUAGCACCCUCGAGGAUAGAGUAACUAAAGAGAUUCUUGGUGGAAAACUAAAUGUAAAGAUUAAUGGAAUCGAUCGCAUACAUCGCCUUGGGAGGCCAGCUCAUGGCAAAACCCGUCCAGUAAUAUUUCGACUCGUAAACUUUAAAGAUAAAUUGAAUAUUUUACGCAACUGCAAUAAAUUGAAAAAUGAACGACUCUCGAUUAGUGAAGACUACUCAAAGCGAAUUCAGGGCAUUAGAAAAAAAUUACUUGAUAGCUCGAAAUCAAAUAAACUUGCUGGUGAUAAGGUCACGCUUACCUAUGACAAAAUUAAGAUAAAUGGCACAGUAUACAUUUGGAAUGAGGCCAUAAACGAUAAGGUUCCCAUAUCUGAGGAAACCCGGAAUCCCAGUACGUGACCAAGCCCUACUCAAGUCAACCGUGUAUAUGAAUUUCGAUUACUAAACCUAAACGCGCGAAGCAUCGUAAAUAAAACUGAUAAACUUGAAGCUGCUGUUUUGAAUACCCAACCUGAUAUUAUAGCAAUGACAGAAACUUGGCUAUCAGACAGCAUUCUUGACUGUGAAAUCACGCCCCCAAACUAUACGAUUUUGCGCAAGGAUAGAGGUUCUCGCGGUGGUGGAGUAGCGAUUCUUGUAAAA